AUGACUUUCUUAUCUAGUCUUCUAUUCUUCAGUAUCGGACUAUUGGCGAUAUUUUCAACGGUUUUCGGACUUGAAGAGGUUCUUGCAUUCCAGGAAAAUGGGCAAGAAACCAGGCCUUUCGGGGUAUACUCGGCGCUUAAGUACACGGUACUGGACGGCUUUUUCAGACAGAGCGAUGAGGGUACCGAUGAUCGUACCUACGACCCUCUCACGGACUCUUUCGGACUUCAGUAUUCUGGGCCCCGGCGCUGGGAGAGAUUUGUUGAGCAUAUCUCUCUCUUGAAUGAAAAUGCUCCCGUGGAUGUCAGCUACAAAGUUUUAUACCUGGCAAGACAUGGCCAAGGGCAUCAUAACGUUGCGGAACACCAUUUUGGAAAUGAGGCUUGGGAAUGUUAUUGGGCCAUGAAAGGGAAUAAUGGAACCUACUACUGGGGACCUGACGCCCGCCUGACUGAAAAAGGAAUCUCUGAGCUACGUGAGCGUUACCCACAAGUAGAUUUCCCCAUGGAUGGCUCGUUCCCGGAGGAAGACCCGCUGUGGAAUUAUCACCGCGAGUCUCUACAAGGUCGUAACGCCCGGAUAAAAUAUGCGAUGGACAACAUGAUCGCCGCUUCUAAUGAAACCUAUAUCUCGAUGACUUCGCACUCUGGAGUCAUCAACUCGACUCUUGUGGCUCUCGGACAUCGUCCAUAUAACCUUCAGACGGCGGGCAUGAUUCCUGUUGUCGUAAAAGUGGAGCGAGACCGGGGGGGUCUGCAAAAGUGGUUUCAGCCGAAUAACCCUUCGUUCAAAAAUGUUGACGGUAGCCCAAGGGUGGAGGAGAGAGUAAUUUGUGAUAAUUACCCACCCGUCAACGUAUCGGGAUUGUACGAGAGCGGGAUGGGAGUUUGGCCGUGGUCAUAG
Morchella sextelata is the source of this 903-nucleotide messenger RNA. RefSeq lists its product as uncharacterized. The record is from RefSeq and is a predicted model, not a curated record. NCBI's taxonomy places the organism in Eukaryota, Fungi, Ascomycota, Pezizomycetes, Pezizales, Morchellaceae. The transcript is spliced from 6 exons. Bases 1 to 903 code for a protein of 300 amino acids.